CCAAUUUAAAGCGGAUUUUCGGCAGCUGCAUUCUGUAUAAAUUGGGAGUCUGGGCAGAGCCAAAGCAUCAGAAGCAACCGAGCCAUCUGUACAUCAAGCCAGCUUUACCAUGAAGUUCCUACUCCUGUGCACUCUCAUCCUGGGCCUCGCCUUCUUCAUGGCUUCUGCCCUACCCCAAGCCAACGAGUAUGAUGCUCCGAUGGUGGAUCUUGAGCAUGACCACCAUCAGGUGGUACGCAGCGCCCCAGUGCAUCUCGACGAUGAGAAGAAUCCGCACAAGCACGACGAAGUCGCCUGCUGCGGCUAGGCUCCAGGACGCUUAAGGCGAGACGGCACUUUCAUCGAUCUUCAAACGCCUUUAAAUUUUAAUAAAGAGCAAUAUUGAAAAAGUA
Molecule: messenger RNA, 392 nt
Organism: Drosophila biarmipes
Lineage: Eukaryota; Metazoa; Arthropoda; Insecta; Diptera; Drosophilidae
Exons: 2
Coding region: 110-307 (65 amino acids)
Source: RefSeq, a predicted model, not a curated record